Molecule: messenger RNA, 585 nt
Organism: Octopus bimaculoides (California two-spot octopus)
Lineage: Eukaryota; Metazoa; Mollusca; Cephalopoda; Octopoda; Octopodidae
Source: RefSeq, a predicted model, not a curated record
AUGAUUUGGUUUAAAUUUAUCAAAGAAGAAAGGAAUUUGAGUGUGAAAUCAAUUACAGUUGACUUUGAGAAAGCAGCUAUAAACAGCAUUAAAAAAUUAUUUCCUCGCGUCUCUGUGUUUGGUUGUUUUUUCCACUUUGGACAGUGUUUAUGGAGCAAGAUACAUGCUACAGGUUUACAAACGUGGUACACCGAAGGAGAAAAUGCAUUUAUUAUAAAACAGCUGCAAGCGUUAGCUUUCGUACCACCUAAUGACGUAACUACUUUGUUUGAACAAUUACUUCAUUCUUUAAGUGCUCAAACUGAUGAAAUUUUGGAGGAAUUCCUAACUUAUUUUGAAUGUACUUGGGUAGGAAUCAUGCAACGUGGUAGACCUCGACGACCACUAUACGACAUUUCUUUACAGUCGUGCUACAACAGAGUUCUCAAUGAUCUUCCGAAAACCAACAACACUCUGGAAGAGUGGCACCGAGCCUUCAGUAGAAGAGUUAACUUCCAUCACCCUAACUUAUCCAAAUUAAUUGAGAAACUUGGGGUAGAACAGUCACACCGAAAUGGUAAUAGAACAGGCCAUAUCAGGAGUUGA